Molecule: messenger RNA, 2291 nt
Organism: Asparagus officinalis (garden asparagus)
Lineage: Eukaryota; Viridiplantae; Streptophyta; Magnoliopsida; Asparagales; Asparagaceae
Source: RefSeq, a predicted model, not a curated record
ACCCUCCCUCCUCAAUCAACAGUGACUUCCACAGGAGAAAAAAAGAGAAAAAAGAGAAGGGAUAAAAAGGAAGAAGAAACUCUAUAAUCAUUCUCUUGACCCAAGCUCUCGUUUUUUUUGGCUUAUGCUCUUUAAAACCCUUUUCCUCUUCUUCUUCCUCUCUCUGUAACUCCCCACGCUGCAGAGACCACAGCAAGCUGGCUGCUGCUUUCUGUUGCUAUCCAGCACUAAAGAUUCCUUCUGUAAUAUGCCAAAUGGACCCUUGAUGCCCUUGAAAAGCCCCUUAGAGAUGCUCUGCUCCAUUGUCCCCCAUGGCUUGGCUUCACUACCUAAAACCUAUAUACUGAGCAUUACAAGAGUUAGGCACUUAAAAUACAGGCGUAACAUAUUAUAAAUAUGAAGAGGCACUCUGACAUCAGAAGGGAUCGGUCAGGGUCAGCGCAAUCAGAAGAAUCAGCGUUGGAUAUGGAAAAAAACUUGUGCGGUUGCCCGAAUCUUCCUUGUAGUCCUUCUCUCCAACCAUUUGCAUCAGCUGGUCAGCACUCUGAAAGUAAUGCUGCAUAUUUUUCAUGGCCUACCUCUACUCUAUUGCUCGUGCUUAUACCUGCCAUUCUUGUUUUUGUUGCAAGGAAAGUUCACCGAAAAUGGCUCAACAACAUCCAAUGCUUGCCCAUUGCCCUAGAGGGACCGGGGGGUGUAUGGUGUGAUGUAGAUGUGGUUGAAUUCUCAUAUUAUGGGGCACCAACACCGACUCCAAAGGAACAACUGUACACUGAGCUUGUGGAUGGCUUGCGAGGGAGUGAUCCAUGUAUAGGUUCAGGUUCUCAGGUGGCUAGUCAAGAAACUUAUGGAACUUUAGGUGCUAUUGUCAGGAGUCGAACAGGAAACAAACAGAUUGGUUUUCUUACAAAUAGGCAUGUUGCAGUUGAUUUAGAUUAUCCUAACCAGAAGAUGUUUCAUCCUUUGCCAUCCAAUCUUGGACCUGGAGUUUAUCUCGGCGCUGUGGAAAGGGCAACUUCUUUUAUUACAGAUGACCUUUGGUAUGGGAUAUAUGCUGGUUCAAACCCAGAGACCUUUGUUCGAGCUGACGGGGCAUUUAUUCCCUUUUCUGACGAUUUUGACAUGUCAACAGUCACCACUUUAGUGAAGGGAGUUGGUGACAUUGGAGAUGUCAAGGUUAUAGAUUUACAAUCUCCAAUAAAUAGCCUCAUUGGAAGACAAGUAGUGAAAGUUGGAAGGAGCUCGGGUCUCACCACUGGAACAGUAAUGGCUUAUGCUCUUGAAUACAAUGAUGAGAAAGGCAUAUGUUUCUUUACUGACUAUCUUGUUGUCGGUGAGAACCACGAGAGUUUUGAUCUUGAAGGUGAUAGUGGAAGCCUCAUCAUUUUAACUUCGAAAGAUGAUGAGAAGCCUCAGCCUAUAGGGAUUAUAUGGGGAGGGACAGCAAAUAGAGGGAGGUUGAAGCUUAAAAGUGGUCAUGGUCCUGAGAACUGGACUAGUGGGGUUGAUCUUGGCCGGCUUCUUGAUCUUUUGGAGCUUGAUCUCAUCACAACGAAUGAAGGACUUCAAGAGGCAAUUCAAGAGCAGCGGAUGGCUUUAGCGGCAGCUGAUUCCACUGUCGGAGAAUCAUCCCCUAAACUAUGCACUCUGCAGAAGGAAAAUACCAAAGAAAUCUACCAGCCUUUGGGCAUCAAUAUCGAGGAACUCCCUCGUGAUGAAGCUACUGGCUCAAAAUCAGCCCCCCAAAAUUUCACAAAUUUGGAGUUCCAAGUUGCAAUGGAUGUCUAUAAUAAAGUAGAAGAACAUAGUUUUAUUAGCAUGUCCCCAGUUCAUAAAAGUCAAGAAGAGAACAAAGAGCUUAAGUCUCUCUCAACAUUAAGGAACUCAGAUGAUGAAGAAGACCUCUGUGUUUCUUUGAGGUUAGGGGAUGAUCGAGAGCCUAAAAGGCAGCGGUCUGAGCCUUUAGAUUGUAAUGGCUCACCUAAAUGAAGAGAUUAUUUGAUGAUUUGGUUCCAAUUUGGACUGGAGAUUUUUUCAAUAUUUCGGCUCAACGAUCAUUCUGAGAUUAGUAAUUUAACCAGUUGAGGGUUCUUUAGAAUUUCAUGUUUUAAUCUUUAGAGUGAAUUUGAGUUCCAUUUUGUAGAUCGAACUCGUAUCGAAAAAUUAGUAGUAUAUUUAACUUGGGCUUAUGGAUUCUUCUUAAAUGAAAAUGUUGUCACUUGAGUUUUCGUUUUGGAUGUGUAGCUCUCCGUUGUUAGCAUCAGAGAUCAAAUCCUCAACUUUAAAGUUCA